AGACGAUGUGCUCAGAUUGGACAUAACGAUACUGGUGGCCUAUUUCUCCGAACUAGUCCAGUUUCGCGCGAUUGGUUGUAUUGGAAAUCGGUGGAUCUGAAAGAGUUUAAGCUGGAUGAUAGUAACGUGGAAUGCCAAAUCUCAAGCACUGUUUGGAAUACUGGCAUAUCUGAAGAAGCGAUCUUGGAGCGAGGUGAAUUGUGGUGGGGGAACUCCAGUGUGAUAGAGCGGCAUUUGAAACUGUCUAAACCUCGUUACAAUGCGGCAGGUACUAUUAUCUCAGAGAGAAGCGAGAACACCGAAGAGAAGAAACCUGGUGUUAGCAGCGAGAAACCAAGAGAAAUUCCCAGGUCAAUGCAAACGGGAAUGUUCACCACUGCUGAUGGAACUACUCUUGGUACUGCCAACAACCAGGGUUCUUCUAGAGAUGAUAAUGUUAAAGGGUCUCAUCAAUCUACAAAAGCGAGCAAAACCAAAUUUGCGGAGAGUGUUGAUUGCUCCAAUGUUUCUGCUGCCUCGUUUUCGAACUACAGAAAGGUAUACCCCGCAUACGUUGAAGAUGUUUCUGACAGUGGCGAAGAUGGUACCGAAGGCAGUGAUGAACCCAGUGAUGAAGGCGGUGAUGAAGAUGGUGAUGAAGACCGAUGGCAUGACGGAGAUGACGAAGAUGACAACACUACUACGGCCUCACUUUCGAACUACAGAAAGGCAUAUGUUGAAGAUGUUUCUGAUGAUGAUGAUGAUGGUGGUGGGCAUCACGGGGAUUUUUUAGACCUGAACAGUUUGAAUAUCUAAAUUCAAGCAAAAUUGGCCCGCGGAAGGCAACAGGCUUUGAAUCUAUCUGGAAUAUCGAAGUUGU
Molecule: messenger RNA, 859 nt
Organism: Talaromyces proteolyticus
Lineage: Eukaryota; Fungi; Ascomycota; Eurotiomycetes; Eurotiales; Trichocomaceae
Exons: 1
Coding region: 260-772 (170 amino acids)
Source: RefSeq, a predicted model, not a curated record